UGAGCAGCACGGAGAGAAGAAUUUGUAUAAAUACCAAAAGGUUCUGCGUAUUUCUUCAUUAGAGUUUCGAAUCAUCUUGUUUCAACAAGCAACUCCAACAGUUAACAUGAAACUUUUCCUGGUCGCUUUCGCUGUGAUCGCAGCUGUGGCUGCUGAUGUCAGUCACCUGCCCUCAAACGAGUACUUGCCCCCCGCACAGGAGGUCCAAGCCAUCGAGGCACCCAGCAACGAGUACUUGGCCCCAGAAGCCGAUUAUGCCGGUGAACAGGGCAGCCUUGCCGCCGAUGGAUACCGCUACAAGACCCACCGUCGUGUGGUGCUCCGUCGUCACCGUCGUGAUGUGAGCCAUCUGCCCUCCAACGAAUACCUGCCCCCACAGGAGGAGGUCCAGACCGUCGAAGCUCCCAGCAACGAGUACUUGGCUCCUGAGGCCGAUUAUGCCGGUGAACAGGGCAGCCUUGCCGCCGAUGGAUACCGUUACAAGACCCACCGUCGUGUGGUGCUCCGUCGUCACCGUCGUGAUGUCAGUCAUCUGCCAUCCAACGAAUACCUGCCCCCUCAGUCUGCUGCCCCAUCUGCUGAGUACCUGCCCCCAGUUCAGGUUGCUGCCCCAGCUCCCGCACCAGCUCCAGUCCAGAUCGUUGCUGCCCCUGCCCCAGCCCCAGCUCCAGUUGAGUACGCCGCCCCCGUUGAGGAGGCUGCCCCCGCCCACGAAUUGGCCGAUGAUGGAUACCGUUACAAGACCCACCGUCGUGUCGUCAUCCGCCGCAACCGUCGUGAUGUCAGCCACCUGCCCUCCAACGAAUACCUGCCACCCCAAGAGGUUGCCGCUCAGGCUCCAUCCAACGAAUAUCUGCCACCCCAGCAAGUUGCCGCUCCCGUCCAGGCUGCCCCAGCUCCAGUCGAAUACGCUCCAGUUGAGGAGGCUGCUCCCGCUCAUGAGCUCGCUGAUGAUGGUUACCGUUACAAGACCCACCGUCGCGUUGUGAUCCGUCGCCACCGUCGUGAUGUCAGCCACCUGCCCUCAAACGAAUACCUGCCCCCUCAGUCUGCUGCUCCCUCUGCUGAGUACCUGCCCCCUGUCCAGGUUGCUGCCCCAGCUCCAGUCCAGGUCGUUGCUGCCCCUGCCCCAGCCCCAGUUGAGUACGCCGCUCCCGUUGAGGAAGCUGCUCCCGCUCAUGAGCUCGCUGAUGAUGGUUACCGUUACAAGACCCACCGUCGCGUUGUGAUCCGCCGCAACCGUCGUGAUGUGAGCCACCUCCCAUCCAACGAGUACCUGCCCCCAGUCCAGCAGGAGGCCGUGCCCACCAGCGAAUACCUGCCCCCAGUGUCCAACGUUGUCGAUGAGUACUCCGGUGUUGAGCAGGGCAACCUCGCCAACGAUGGUUACCGUUACAAGACCCACCGUCGCGUUGUCCUCCGUCGCCACCGUCGUGAUGUGAGCCACCUGCCCUCAAACGAGUACCUGCCUCCUCAGGCUGCUGCUCCAUCUGCUGAGUACCUGCCACCCCAGCAGGUUGCUGCUCCCGCUCCCAUUCAGAUCGCUGCUCCCGCUCCCGUCCAGGUUGCUGCCCCAGCUCCCGCUCCAGUUCUCGAUGUGUCGGUCCCAGUUGAAGAGGCUGCCCCAGCUCAUGAGCUUGCUGAUGAUGGAUACCGUUACAAGACCCAGCGCCGUGUCGUCUACCGUCGUCAUUAAUUCUCAUCUGAAAUGGUUCACUAAGUGAUCAAUUUGUACUCAUUUUGGAGUGCAAGUUUAAUACAUAUAAGAAUACUUCCUCUUUUCGUUCACGAAAUAAAAUAUUACGAAAAUAAAA
Molecule: messenger RNA, 1814 nt
Organism: Drosophila nasuta
Lineage: Eukaryota; Metazoa; Arthropoda; Insecta; Diptera; Drosophilidae
Exons: 2
Coding region: 107-1696 (529 amino acids)
Source: RefSeq, a predicted model, not a curated record